Molecule: messenger RNA, 2980 nt
Organism: Mus musculus (house mouse)
Lineage: Eukaryota; Metazoa; Chordata; Mammalia; Rodentia; Muridae
Gene: Irx4
Product: Iroquois homeobox 4
Exons: 6
Coding region: 845-2392 (515 amino acids)
Biological process (GO): animal organ development; establishment of animal organ orientation; regulation of DNA-templated transcription
Cellular component (GO): nucleus
Molecular function (GO): DNA binding; DNA-binding transcription factor activity, RNA polymerase II-specific
Source: RefSeq, a predicted model, not a curated record
UCUCCAGAUAGUCAUCCAUCACUUUCAACCAAGCUGUCAGGGCCGGCAGAUUUCGUUUCUGGGAGGCAGCCUUGCAGCUGGGGAGAGGGCGCGAACGUCAUCAUUAAUUAGAGGGUGGCCCUGGGGCGAUUCGCAGGUCUGAACCCAGGAAUCUUUAGGAGCAAGUCUGCACAGCUCCGCGAUGAGCGGCUCUGCUGCUGGCGGAGCGCGAAAGGCUGGCCUGGCAGGCCAAAAGAAGUAGGGGCGAGCCAGGCUCUGGGAAGAUCGCGGCAUGAAAGCCCUGAGAAUUCGGGGUGCCCUGGUACACCAAACUCCGCGCACAGACCGCUCAUCUCCGCUUUGACCUCGGGGCAAUAUCUCAGGGCCCAGAUUAGCGCAAGAAGUCUUGAGAGGCUACUGGGCCUCUCUCGCAGAGCACCUUACACUCCGGGCUAGAAGCUAUGUGAAGCAGACCAAAGGGUGCCAGGACUAGGCGCCCAACGCCCCUUUCCCUGCACCUAACCCUGCUGCUCCCUAGGAUCAAGGAGCCUACGGGAAGAGCCCCGGGCCUAGUUUGGAAAUGUGCUCUUCCCAGCGAGCAGCGGCGUCUGGCAGUCUCUGUCUUAGCCUUGGGAUGCGGAAGGCCACAGAGGGCGACCAGAAGAGGGAGGGGAGAGGAAAUGAAGUGAAGCCAGACGGAGCAGUGGCAUGACCUGGAGUGAAGGGGGAGGGGCAGUUUCCAGGGACAGUGAGCUGCCCAGAAUGGCACACUCAACCGAGCCUAGGAUCCUACAACUCCGGAGCAGUGCCCACGCUGUGCACAGGACCCCAACGGCCCCUCAGACCUUCUUAGGCCGCACCCGCCAUGUCCUACCCGCAGUUUGGAUACCCCUAUUCCUCUGCUCCUCAGUUCCUGAUGACCACCAACUCCCUGAGCACGUGCUGCGAGUCGGGCGGCCGCACACUGGCUGAUUCCGGGCCUGCAGCCUCGGCACAGGCGCCCGUCUACUGCCCUGUCUACGAGAGCCGGCUGCUGGCCACUGCACGCCACGAACUCAAUUCUGCCGCCGCGCUCGGCGUCUACGGGAGCCCCUAUGGCAGCUCGCAGGGCUAUGGCAACUACGUGACCUAUGGCUCUGAGGCAUCUGCUUUCUACUCUCUGAACAGCUUCGAGUCCAAGGAUGGCACAGGAUCUUCACACGCCGGCCUACCACCCACUGCAGCUGCAGCCUACUACCCGUAUGAGCCAGCUCUGAGCCAGUACCCAUAUGACAGGUACGGGACCGUGGACAGCGGCACGCGGCGCAAGAAUGCCACCCGGGAGACCACCAGCACACUGAAGGCCUGGCUGCAGGAGCACCGGAAGAACCCGUACCCCACCAAAGGAGAGAAGAUCAUGCUGGCCAUCAUCACCAAGAUGACCCUCACACAGGUUUCCACCUGGUUUGCCAACGCACGUCGGCGCCUCAAGAAGGAGAACAAGAUGACCUGGCCACCUAGAAAUAAAUGUGCAGAUGAGAAGCGCCCCUAUGGGGAGGGGGAGGAGGAGGAGGCUGGAGAGGAGGAGUCACGGGAGGAGCCUCUCAAGAGUGCCAAGAGCGAAGGUCAUGCUGGCAAAGACGACAAGGAGCUAGAACUCAGUGACUUGGAAGACUUCGACCCUCUAGAUGCAGAGACCUCAGAAUGUGAGCUGAAGACGCCCUUCCAGUCCCUGGAUAGUGGACCAGAGAGGAUUCCUGCUUCAUCUGAUGGUCCCGGCACAGGCAAGGAGGCCUCCACCACACUCCGGAUGCCCCUGGGCACCGCUGGUGGAGCUGUUAUGGAUGGGGAUCUGGAGAGGGCAAGGAACUGCCUCCGGAGCACAGUGGUCGUUCCUGACUCUGGCGCCGAGGGCGGCCCACCUGCUUGCGAAGCCAAACUGACCUUUGCUCAGGCGGGAGCGCCGCCGAACCUGGAGACCAAGCCCCGCAUCUGGUCCUUGGCACACACAGCCACCGCUGCUGCAGCCACAGCUCUGAGCCAGACUGAGUUUCCCUCCUGCAUGCUGAAACGCCAAGGUCCAACGGGUGUAUCUGCGACGACGCCAGCGUCCUCACCUGCAGUCACGGCCCCUUCUGGGGCUCUGGAUAGGCACCAGGACUCCCCAGUAACUAGCCUCAGAAACUGGGUGGAUGGGGUAUUUCACGAUCCCAUCCUUAGACACAGCACUUUGAACCAGGCCUGGGCCACCGCUAAGGGCGCACUUCUGGAUCCCGGCCCUCUAGGACGCAAUCUGGGGGCGGGUACUAACGUACUGACGACGCCCCUUGCUUGCUCCUUCCCGCCCACGGUGCCCCAAGACGUCCCACCUGCAGGGGCCUCCCGGGAGCUGCUGGCUACGCCCAAGGCCGGUGGCAAACCCUUCUGCACUUAACACCCACCUGCACAGUGGAGAAGGGAACUGGCGCUCAGGCUGCAGGCGCUGACUCUGAACUGCUUUAAAUGGGUUUCCAAAAGAAGGGGGAAUUUCCAAGCCAAGAUUGCCAACCCACUUGAGACAGAGGAUUUGAACUCAACCUCCAGGGCUAUGGAGGAACUCCUCGCGUUCUAUCACCAGGUUUUACCUGAUGUUGCGUCCACCUGAGCCAUCCCUUAACUCCAGGAAGAUGAGAAGACCGGAGAGCACAGCCGAUGGGAGGCCCCCUGAAGCAUAAAGUUUACGUCCAAAGUUUACAUGGAGAAGGCAUUUGGGUACUGAGGCUUGUUUUGUGUCGCUGUCUCCUUCUGGGUUUGAGGCAUGCCGGUGUUCGUGCGAAGAGUCUUCAGCCCGUUUUUCUUCGGACUUCAUCCUCAGCACGUAGAGCUCACCGCCAACACUUCCACCGAGUUUACACUGUUGCACACUCUUGACUCGACAAAAUUAUGUUUUCUAAAAUGUAUAUUCACACCAGUAAUUGCCUGUUUCAGAGGGAGGCUAAUAUAACAAAACUAAUAAAUUUUCGUGUUUGCAUUGCGGAAGGAA